This is a messenger RNA of Procambarus clarkii (red swamp crayfish), 972 nucleotides long. NCBI's taxonomy places the organism in Eukaryota, Metazoa, Arthropoda, Malacostraca, Decapoda, Cambaridae. The record is from RefSeq and is a predicted model, not a curated record.
AUGUUUGGCAUCGUGGCUGCCCUCGACGCCCCGCCCUCUCUAACAGGAGCAGGAAGCCAGUGGCGUCUGGUCCAGCUGCAGGAGGCACCCAGCAGGAAGCUCUUGAUGUCACCUCUAGAAUUACCGGGAAAAAUAAGGAGAUGGCUCUUCAAUUUCCUCUUACCCUCCUCCUCUUCCGCCCCCUUCUCCCACCUCCUCUUCCGCCCGUUCUCCCACCUCCUCUUCCGCCCGUUCUCCCACCUCCUCUUCCGCCCGUUCUCCCACCUCCUCUUCCGCCCGUUCUCCCACCUCCUCUUCCGCCCGUUCUCCCACCUCCUCUUCCGCCCGUUCUCCCACCUCCUCUUCCGCCCGUUCUCCCACCUCCUCUUCCGCCCCGUUCUCCCACCUCCUCUUCCGCCCCCUUCUCCCACCUCCUCUUCCGCCCCCUUCUCCCACCUCCUCUUCCGCCCCCUUCUCCCACCUCCUCUUCCGCCCCCUUCUCCCACCUCCUCUUCCGCCCCCUUCUCCCACCUCCUCUUCCGCCCCCUUCUCCCACCUCCUCUUCCGCCCCCUUCUCCCACCUCCUCUUCCGCCCGUUCUCCCACCUCCUCUUCCGCCCCUUCUCCCACCUCCUCUUCCGCCCGUUCUCCCACCUCCUCUUCCGCCCGUUCUCCCGCCUCCUCUUCCGCCCCUUCUCCCACCUCCUCUUCCGCCCCUUCUACCACCUCCUCUUCCGCCCCCUUCUCCCACCUCCUCUUCCGCCCCCUUCUCCCACCUCUUCCGCCCGUUCUCCCACCUCCUCUUCCGCCCGUUCUCCCACCUCCUCUUCCGCCCGUUCUCCCACCUCCUCUUCCGCCCCUUCUCCCACCUCCUCUUCCGCCCCUUCUCCCACCUCCUCUUGUUAUCGUCCUCGCAACUCUUGUUAUCCAGCCUGUCAAUUUUCCUGCAGCUGUGUCAGCUAAUUUAAUUGUGUUCUUUAAAACUAAUGUUUAG